Molecule: messenger RNA, 3326 nt
Organism: Solanum dulcamara
Lineage: Eukaryota; Viridiplantae; Streptophyta; Magnoliopsida; Solanales; Solanaceae
Product: protein argonaute 4A-like
Exons: 25
Coding region: 335-2977 (880 amino acids)
Biological process (GO): regulatory ncRNA-mediated post-transcriptional gene silencing
Cellular component (GO): cytoplasm
Molecular function (GO): RNA binding; protein binding
Source: RefSeq, a predicted model, not a curated record
GUGCAGAUAAAUAUGUACUUCCCUACCAUGGGAGGUGGCAUAUACUUACCUUCUUGAAGGACGUUAUAGGUGAAAUUUAAGAAGAUAAAUAUACACAAAUUUUGUUUUGUAAAAAGACUAAAAGAGUGAAAUAAGGAGAGUUGAAAGAACGAAGCAUAUAUGAAAAAGGACACGGAGAGGUGGGCCUCAUCCGUACGGUUUUUUCACCACUCAAAAUACGGUUUUGAGGUCUGAUUUUACAAGGUGAAAAAGAGGGUCUCACUGAAGGUAGUUGUACUAUUCUAUCUGCCACCCCAUUUUGAAGUUUUUCUGCCUGGAUUAAGGGCUAUUAGAAAUGGUAUCUUCAAAAGAUGAAGGUACAACAACAAAAUCAAACCGUGUUCCUAUGGCUCGACAAGGAACUGGGUCAAAAGGACAAAAGAUUCGCCUACUCACCAACCAUUUCAAAGUAGGGAUGAACAACUCUGAUGGGCACUUCUUCCACUAUAGUGUUGCUCUAAAUUAUGAAGAUGGAAACCCCAUAGAGGUGAAAGGAAUUGGACGAAAAAUCCUUGACAAGGUCCACCAAACAUAUGCAAUGGAGCUAGCUGGCAAAGACUUUGCUUAUGAUGGGGAGAAGAGCUUGUUCACUAUUGGUGAACUGCCCGGGAAGAAGUUUGAGUUUGAUGUUGUCCUGGAGGAUAUUUCUUCAUCCAGAACCACUCGAGGCAGCCCUGGAGGGAGUCCCAGUGAUGUUGAUAGGAAAAGAUCAAAGAAGCAGCCAUGGUCAAAGGCAUACAAAGUGGUAAUUAAGUAUGCUGCAAAAAUACCAAUGCAAGCCAUUGCAAAUGCACUCCGGGGACAAGAUUCUGAAAAGUAUCAAGAGGCAGUGAGAGUGCUUGACAUAAUUCUGAGGCAGCAUGCUGCCAAACGGGGCUGCCUUAUUGUGCGCCAAUCUUUUUUUCACAAUGAGGCUAGAAACUUUGUUGAUCUUGGUGGAGGAGUUUCAGGAUGCCGAGGUUUCCAUGCAAGCUUCCGGGCCACGCAAGGAGGCCUUUCAUUGAACAUGGAUGUGUCAACCACAAUGAUUGUUAAGCCAGGGGCAGUGAUAGAUUUCCUUCUUGCAAACCAAAAUGCAAGAGAUCCUUAUCAGAUUGAUUGGUCCAAGGCAAAGAGGAUGCUGAAGAGUCUGAGGAUCAAGGCCAGCCCCUCAAAUAGGGAAUACAAAAUCACCGGUCUCACUGAUAAGCCUUGCAAAGAGCAGACCUUCACUUUGAAGCAGAAAAAUGGGAAUGGGGGAGUGCAAGAGGUUGAGACGACUGUUUAUGAGUAUUUCACUCAUCAUCGCCGUAUUCCUUUACAAUAUUCUGGAGAUUUUCCUUGCAUUAACGUUGGGAAACCGAAACAUCCAACAUUUAUUCCUCUUGAGCUUUGCUCUCUGGUGUCUCUGCAGCGCUACACCAAGGCCCUGUCCAAUCUACAAAGGGCUUCCCUUGUAGAAAAAUCCCGACAAAAGCCCCAAGAAAGGAUGAGAACAUUGACAGAUGCUCUAAAGACCAGCAACUAUAAGGCUGACUCUCUUCUUGGAUCUGCUGGAAUUUCAAUUAGUGAUCAGUUUACUCAAGUUGAAGGUCGAGUCUUGCCAGCUCCAAAGUUGAGGGUAGGGGAUGAACAAGACUUGUUUCCUAGAAAUGGAAGGUGGAAUUUUAACCAGAAGCAAUUGGUUGAACCGGUCAAACUUGAGCGUUGGGCAGCUGUGAACUUUUCUGCCCGUUGUGAUGUCCGUAAGCUUUGUAUGGAUCUACAAAGGUGUGGGAAAAUGAAAGGAAUUUUAAUCAAUCCACCAUAUGAUAUCUUUGAGGAGAAUCAGCAGUUCAGGCGUAACCCUGCUCCUGUGAGAGUUGAGAAGAUGUUAGAAGCACUGAAAUCAAAACUUCCAGCUCCACCUCAGUUCCUUCUAUGCAUUCUGCCAGAGAGAAAGAACUCUGACCUUUAUGGCCCCUGGAAGAGAAGGAAUUUAGCUGAUCUUGGAGUUGUUACACAAUGCAUUGCUCCUACAAAGAUCAAUGAUCAGUACCUUACCAAUGUGCUCUUGAAAAUCAAUGCAAAGCUGGGCGGCAUGAAUUCCUUUCUGACCACGGAGCUUGUCCCUACACUACCUCAGAUUUCCCGAGUCCCCACUAUCAUUAUUGGGAUGGAUGUCUCUCAUGGCUCACCUGGACGAUCAGAUGCUCCCUCCAUUGCAGCGGUGGUCAGCUCUAGACAAUGGCCCUUGAUUUCACGGUAUCGAGCAGCUGUUUGUACACAGUCACCAAAGCUUGAAAUGAUGGAUUCUCUGUACAAGAAAAUAUCGGACACCGAAGAUGUGGGCCUUUUCAGGGAGCUGCUGAGGGAUUUUUACUCAAGUUCUAAAAAUGUGAAACCUGAGCACAUCAUCAUUUUCAGAGAUGGAGUUAGUGAGUCUCAGUUCAACCAAGUCAUUAACAUUGAGCUCAAUCAGAUUAUCGAGGCUUGCAAUCAUCUGGAAGAAGAUUGGUCUCCAAAGUUCACUGUCAUUGUAGCACAAAAGAACCACCACACAAGAUUUUUCCAGACUAACUCACCAGAUAAUGUUCCUCCUGGGACUGUGAUUGACAAUGGAAUUUGCCAUCCAAAGACCAAUGACUUCUACAUGUGUGCUCAUGCUGGGCCUAUUGGAACAACAAGACCUACACACUACCAUAUUCUGCAUGAUGAAAUUGGUUUCUCAGCAGAUGACAUGCAAGAGCUGGUCCAUUCACUGUCUUAUGUGUAUCAGAGAAGUACCACAGCCAUCUCUGUUGUUGCACCUAUAUGUUAUGCCCACUUGGCAGCAGCACAGGUGGCACAGUUUAUCAAGUUUGAUGAACUGUCAGAGACUUCCUCAAGCCACGGUGGAGUUGCAACAUCUGGUAGUGUUCCAGUCCCUCCAUUGCCUCGGCUUCACAAGAAUGUUCGCAGUUCAAUGUUCUUCUGCUAAACUAAUGGAAUUCCUGGUUCUGUAAUGAUGACUGAAGGUCUUAUGUUUUUUUCGUCAAUUUUUUGUCUAAGCCACUGUUGGUGGAGAAAACUAACUUAUGCUUGUUUCUGGUGAUUAUAUUGGGGAUGAAUGCAAGAAAUCAGAAACUAUAGUCCUUUGUGCUUUUGUGAUGUGUCCCUUCCGUAAGCCAUUGCAUUGGCAUUGUUAUAGGAUAGAAGUUUGUAGGGAGCUUUAGUUUUGCUGUUUAGACCUUUCAGCAAAAUAUUUAUCUACAUGUAGGUACCCCUUAAGAUUUGCUAUCAGACAUUCUGAUUAUCUUUGCUAAUCUUCAUGUUUUUCCUUUUUUUUU